ACAGGGUUUCUCUGUAUUGUUUUGGAGGCUGUCCUGAAAUUUGUUAUUUAUUUUUAAGAAUUUAGAAUAUGCACUCAUGUGCAUUCCUGUCACUGUAUACUCAUGGAGGUCAGAAGUCAACUUGCCAGAGUCAUUUCUCCUCUACAUGUUGGUUCUGGGGAGUCAAACACAUGUCAUUAGGCUUGGCAGUAAGUGUCUUCACUGCUGAAUUGUCUUAUCAGCUCCACGUGUUUUCAAACCAAAACAGGGUCCCAGAGUGGUUUUGAACUCCUUGCAUAACAAGGAUGAACUUCUUCUGUUUUAUUUUUGAGACAGGGUUUGUCUUUUUUUUCUUCUUUCUUUCUUUCUUUUUAUUUUUUUCAAGACAGGGUUUCUCUGUGUAGACCUAGCUGUCCUGGAACUAGCUCUUGUAGACCAGUCUGGUCUUGAACUCAAAGAGAUCUAUCUGCUUCUGCCUCCUCAGUGUUAGGACAAAAGGCAUGUACUAUCACUGCCCAGCAAGAAAGGGUUUAUCUAUGCAACAGCUCUGACUGUCCUGGAACUUGAUCUUGUAGACCAGGCUGGCCUCAAAUUCACAGGGAUCCACCUGCCUCUGCCUCCCAAGUGCUGGGGCUAAAGGUAUGCACCACUACCACCUGGCUGAACUUGAACUUCUAGUUGUCCUGAUGGCACCUCCCCAUGCUGGGAUUACAGGCUGUAUUUAUAUCAGUUUGUAAUUUAUGAUAGAGGGAGAUGUGUGGUUUAAGUGCUAUCUUUGUACUAUGCUGCCUGGAUCUGUCUUCUGAUUUGGUUUCAGAAGCAAGAAAAGCUGAGGCAGGGGGAUGCCUCAGCAGGAAGAGGCCCUGACAGCUGUAUCUGUGGAUCUGAGUUUGGUCCCUGGGACCUGCAUGAUGGAGGAGAGAAAUGACACCUUUAGGAUGUCCUCUGGCCCAAUGGUGUUUCUGAGGCUGGCCUUGAACUCCUGGUCCCCCUGCUUCCACCUGUCAGAUGCUGGGACUCCCGGCCUGUGUCAGCACCCGGAGCCUCGCGGGGUACCUUUCCCCAGAGUGUUUCGUCCUGUGACUGCAACCUUUAGGGCUGGGUUAUUUAAAGUGUUCCUGAUUCCCUCAGUCUAAUGCCAAGUACGGAACCUCCAUAAUACCUAAUGUGGCAGCAAAACUUUGCAGCAGAAGGUGAUGUUUACAGAUCAAGACAGCCCAUGCAUAGCUGCGUAGUGAGUUCAAGGCCAGACUGGACUAUCGGAGACUCUGCCACAAAAACACAGACUAAGAGAAGGUGGCGCUUGCAGAUAGACCUGAGGAGGAUAAAGGAGGAGUGGGACUUUGUGGCGGAGUGCAGGAGGAAGGGCGUGCCCCAGGCACAAUACUGCAAGAACGGCUUUGUAGACACCAACACAAGGCUCCUGGACAAGAUAGAGAGGAACUCAGUCGCCAGGCAGAGGUCACGGGUCAAGGACAGAGACAAACGGAGCAAUCCAUUUGUGUUUGAGCUUUCAGGGGCUCAGUGGAAGGAGCUGCCUGAUUCGCUGAAGGAGCAGACACACCUCAAAGAAUGGCACAUUCACAGCACCCGGAUUCAGACCAUUCCUGCAUACAUCAAGCUGUUUCAAGCCAUGAAAAUUCUGGAUUUGCCAAAAAACCAAAUCACGUGUCUUCCAGCUGAAAUUGGUCGCUUGAAGAACCUGAAAGAACUCAAUGUGAGUUUCAACCAUCUGAGGAGUAUUCCCCCGGAGCUGGGAGACUGUGAGAAUCUAGAGAGACUGGACUGCUCUGGGAAUCUGGACCUGAUGGAGCUCCCCUUUGAAUUGAGUAAUUUGAAGCAAGUGACAUUUGUAGAUAUCUCAGCAAACAAGUUCUCCAGUGUACCCAUCUGUGUCCUGCGCAUGUGUCGUCUGCAGUGGUUGGAUAUCAGCAACAAUAAUCUGAGCGACCUGCCACAAGAUAUAGACAGGCUGGAAGAGCUGCAGAGCCUCCUCUUGUAUAAAAACAAGUUGACCUACCUCCCUCAAGCCAUGCUCAACCUGAAAAAGCUCACCUUACUGGUUGUCAGUGGGGAUGACCUGGUGGAGCUCCCGACUGCCCUCUGUGAUGCCUCCACACCUCUGAAAUUUAUAAGCCUUAUGGACAAUCCUAUUGAUAAGACCCAAUGUCAAGAUAUGGAUGAAACAAUAGAGAGUGAGCAGGACCGCCAGCAUUUUGAUAAAGAGUUCAUGAAAGCAUAUAUUGAAGAUCUUAGAGAAAGAGAAGCUGUUCCCAGUUACACCACCAAAGUGUCGUUCAGCCUUCAACUUUGACCUGAUCCACCCAAAGACCACAAAAUAUUACCGCCCUGUAUGCUACAUCUUUGUAUGUGUAUUAUAUCUUAUAGGAAUUGUAGUUUGUGCUGAAGGACAAAGUCUAGAAACUACCAUCAUCACUGUUAAGAAAAAUAAUUUUCAAAAUUCAAACACGGGAAGACUGAAUUUGCUUAUGUAUUAAUAUUAUUAGACACAUUUGCAUAUACCUGUUCUAAAUAAUGCACAUUUAAUAUUAUUAGACACAUUUGCAUAUACCUGUUCUAAAUAAUGCACAUUUAAUAUUAUUAGACACAUUUGCAUAUACCUGUUCUAAAUAAUGCACAUUUAAUAUUAUUAGACACAUUUGCAUAUACCUGUUCUAAAUAAUGCACAUUUAAUAUUUUAGGAAAUACAUUCUUUUUUUUUU
Mesocricetus auratus (golden hamster) is the source of this 2702-nucleotide messenger RNA. RefSeq names its product leucine rich repeat containing 2 (gene Lrrc2). The transcript has 8 exons. Gene Ontology annotation, molecular function: protein binding. Lineage: Eukaryota; Metazoa; Chordata; Mammalia; Rodentia; Cricetidae. The record is from RefSeq and is a predicted model, not a curated record. Bases 1145 to 2293 code for a protein of 382 amino acids.